AGGGGUGUGGUUGGGUAUAAACCAGGGGACAGUGGGGUUUCUGUUGUUGUCCCGUUUCGAAGCGGUCUGUCCGGGCGUCCUGCACCCGUCGCGCUCUCCUUUCCUUCGAGGUUUUCCUUCGGCGCAGACCUCCCUGCAGAGUGGGACCUGUCCGGGCCGCGCUCGUCCAUCUUUUUUGGGAGCUCCACAGAAACCAGAAGCCAUGCUGACGGUUUUGGCGUUGACGUCGGUUGUUCUCCUGGGAGUAGUGCCUGAGCAGUCCCAGGCCAUAACCAUUUACACCGGCUGGGAGCGCCACGCCCUGGUGGGCUCCGACAUCCGACUGUCCUGCUCGUUCUUCUCCUGGCGCUGGAUCUCAGAGGACGUCACCUUCUCCUGGACGUACAGGCCCGAUGGCUCCCGGGACACCAUCUCUAUCUUCCACUACACCGGUGGCGAGGCCUACGUCGACAACAAGGGCCCCUUCAGGGACCGGCUGGAGUUCGUGGGGAACCCGAAUCGCCGCGACGGCUCCAUCCUGAUCAAAAACCUGGACUUCAGCGACAACGGCACCUUCACCUGCGAYGCCAAGAACCCCCCGGACAUAGUGGGACGCCCGUCCAGCGUGCGCCUGCUGGUGUUUGAGAAAUUGCCCAUCCAGGCCGGUGUGAUCACAGGCGCAAUCAUCGGCGUGGUCCUGGGCCUGCUGGUGCUCAUCGUGGUCAUCUACUACCUGAUGAGGUUCCUGGUGGCCCGCCGUGUCUUCAGCCUGAACGUCAGCAAACAUGGCAAGAAAAAGAAAGAGGGAUCACAGCAGAGACAGGGCCCCGCGCCUCCCGCCGACCCCGCCAAGGUGAAGGCCGCCGCCUCGGAAAAGAAGAAGCAGGAGUCCCGCAAGGAUAAGAAAUAGGAUACGGGGAGGGGCUGGGGCGGGCUUGCCGGACGCCUGCUCCAGCCCRUACGCCAGAUAAAGGUUUGACUUCUCCACGACUGCCUCUGCACUCCUCCUCUAGUCUGCUCCCUCCUUUUUCCACCCAGCCUGAUGCUACCCCCGUUAUUCCCCAUUAUCUCCACCCUCUCGAGACAGCGGUGGCUGUAAGGAUACCCCCCACCCCCACACGCUGCAUCACGGGUAACAGUGUCGAAUUAUUUCUGCGGCGCUGUGCGCACCAUCGUUGGGGCGACCUGUACAAGUGUUUAAGGCGUAACUACCUACAUAACUUCCUUUAGAGGACCACACGGGCUUGUACAGGUCGCCCCAACGCACCAUUGU
This is a messenger RNA of Austrofundulus limnaeus, 1252 nucleotides long. RefSeq names its product myelin protein zero (gene mpz). The coding region runs from base 203 to 889 and encodes 228 amino acids. Gene Ontology annotation, biological process: myelination. NCBI's taxonomy places the organism in Eukaryota, Metazoa, Chordata, Actinopteri, Cyprinodontiformes, Rivulidae. Gene Ontology annotation, cellular component: plasma membrane. The record is from RefSeq and is a predicted model, not a curated record. The transcript has 7 exons.